Suillus plorans is the source of this 744-nucleotide messenger RNA. RefSeq lists its product as uncharacterized. Gene Ontology annotation, molecular function: nucleic acid binding. Bases 1 to 744 code for a protein of 247 amino acids. Gene Ontology annotation, cellular component: nucleolar ribonuclease P complex; ribonuclease MRP complex; nucleus. Lineage: Eukaryota; Fungi; Basidiomycota; Agaricomycetes; Boletales; Suillaceae. Gene Ontology annotation, biological process: tRNA 5'-leader removal. The record is from RefSeq and is a predicted model, not a curated record. The transcript has a single exon.
AUGAGCAACUCAGCUGGAAAGCGCAAGUCAAUUGUCCCUCCUACCAAUGAUCAGAAAAGAGUCAAGUUACAAAGCGGAGCCGUUGCCGAGGCCAAUCCGAAAAAGAACAAAAAGGACAAGGAGACUAAUAGUGGACAAUCGGAGCCAUCGACGACCAAGAACCCUACAGCAACAUCGCCAUCAGCAGCUCCCAAAAACCGUCCCAGAAUUCGGAAACUCGCGCCGCCACGGCCAUUCCCAACAGUUGCACCGUCCGCACCUGCCACAGCACCGCGUUCCUUGCAUACCGAAGGCAAGAAUAACAUCUGUAUCACGCGGCGUACCAAGCUAGCCGCUUACCUGCGCCGAUGCAAGGCUCUGAUCCUCGAAGAUGGGUUUAAAGAGAUUCGAUUGAGCGCAAUGGGUGCUGCUAUCCCGCAUCUUGCGCUUUUGGCUGUCUCUCUGCCUCAAAUAGUGCCGGGCGAAUUGAACGUUGAAGUGCAGACGGGUAGCGUGGACGUUAUCGACCAGAUGCUUGAAGGAAGCGAGGAUGAAGAUAGUGGUGACAAUGACGAGGAAUUUAAAACAAGGGUCAAGUCGACAUUGAACGUCGUUAUUCGCGUAGGAGGCUCGGGGGACCCCAAGGUGAUAAGCAAUCCCGCGAAAGGACCAGCGACAGAUUCUAGUCAAAGCGAUGGAAAUAUUCAGCAACCGGAGCAGAUUGUUCUUCAGGAGCCUGAACAAGAAGACAUGGACCAGUCGUAG